UCAAUAAGCCAUUAUAGAAGUUUCAACAAAUGGGUUCCGAUUUUAUUCACAGUUCUGAAAUGGUAGAUAAUGUUUCUGAAAAGACUCAGUUUUACGUGGGAUUGGAGAGAUGUAUUGAAGAUUUGAAGGUGUAUUUGUUCGACAGCCAGGUGUCGGUCGUCGGUGUGCAUGGUAUGGCAGGUGGUGGGAAGACUACUCUUGCAUUGGCUCUAUGCAAUGAUAUACAAGUUAAAGAUUAUUUUCACAACAAUGUGAUUUUUGUCAGAGUCUCACAAUCCCCAGACCUAAAAGGGAUAUUAGAGACUGUUUGGGAGAAGAUAGCUGGAAGGAAAAGACCAGAGUUUAAGGAUGUGGAAAAUGUACACAUGGAGCUGCAGCAGUUGAUUUUGAGUCAAUCUAAUUCAAUUCUAAUUAUUUUGGAUGAUGUUUGCUCUAUAAACAGUUUGGAAAAAUUAUUAUUUGAAGUUUCAGGAUGCAAGACUCUCAUAACUACCAGAGACAAGUCAAUAAUACCCACAAAUUCCUCUACACAACUCUUUCAACUACCAUUGUUGGGCCCAAAGGAUGCUCUCUCACUUUUCUGCUUCUGGGCUACUGGACAGACAUCAAUUUCAAGUGAUACAGAUGCAAAUAUAAUGCAGGAGGUGCAAGCAAAAUGUGAUGGUCUGCCACUUGCUCUGAAGGUGAUUGGAAGUUCUUUGCAUGGGGAACCCCACGAGGUCUGGAAGAACAAGCUUUCUAAAGGAGAAUACAUAUCAGAUUAUGAGAAAAAAGGGUUAUUUAGAUCAUUGCAAACCAAUAUUGACUCCUUGGAGGAUGUAACCAAGGAGUGUUUUUUAGAUUUGGCAAUAUUUCCACAGGACAGGAAAAUAUGUGCCGAUGCACUAUUGGACAUUUGGGUUUAUGUUCGAAAGCUAGAGAAGCAUAAUGCUUUUGCCAUAUUAUCAGAACUCGCAAACAAAAACCUGUUAAAGUUUACAAGCAAAUCAAGGGGAAGUAAACCAAUCUCAUAUGAAAAUGCUUCGGAGUUAUACAUUUCCCAACAUAAUGUAAUGCGAGAUUUGGUAUCAUAUUUGGCACACAAAGACAAUACAAUCCACAGCAAGAGGUUGGUCAUAACAAGGAUGGAGUGUGGUUUGCUAAGUGAAGGGGAGUUGAUUAAUGAUAGUGCUUUGGACACUCAAAUUCUCUCUGUUCUCACAGAACCUAUGGAGGAAAAUCACUGGCAUGCUAUUGAUUUCCCCAAGACAGAGGCUCUGUUGUUAGCCUUCACUUCAAGAGAAUAUAUUCUUCCCCUAUUUUUGAAAUCCAUGAAAAAACUCAAGUUUUUGAUGGUAUUCAAUUGCUGUACAAAGAAGGCAACAGUGAAAGGUCUAGAAGUCUUAUCUUCGCUCCCUCAACUCAAGAGUAUCCGCUUGGAGAGGCUGAUUUCACCCCUUGGUGGAAAACAGAGCAUUGAAGAACUACAGAGCAUAGAGAAAAUAUCUUUGAGCUUAUGUGAAGGAUUUAGAACUAUAUCCACAUUCGACACAACCAAGCUACAACAUUUUAACCUAGACCACAGUAGUGAUUUGGAAGAGUUGCCUGUUGAAAUCUGCAAUAUGCCCUCUGCUCUGUCAUGGUCUAUUACAAACUGUCAUCUGCUUCAGAAUUUACCAUAUGAUCUUGGAAAUAUGAGCCACCUAAGAAUAUUAAGGCUUUCGGCAUUACCAGGCCUGAAAGAGCUUCCAGUAUCAAUUGGAAAACUUGAAGAGUUGGAAUAUCUGGACAUUUCAGUAUGUGAGCGCUUGAAACAACUUCCAAAGGAAAUAGGGCAACUCAAGAAAUUAAGGGAGUUUGAUAUGAGGGAAUGUUCUCGUUUGAGAAGGUUACCCACAACUGUUUGUGAACUCAGUUGCCUGAAGCUUGUUGUGUGUGAUGAGAAGAUUGGAAAGCAGUGGAUGAGGGCCAAGAACAUUUCUAUACCGGAGCUUAGAGUUGAGAUUGUGGAAGCUCACUUUAGUUUGGAUUGGCUUGAUGAUUAAAUUAUAAGAAUAGUUUAAAAGAUGAGAAUAUUAUCAAGGAUGAAAUCGGGCUACAGACUAAAUGCCUUCUCUCGGCUUCAGUGUAAGGUCUCACUAUUCGGGUUACACUUCAGUUCUGAUCAUAACCUCUAUGCCUAUAUUUUUAGCUUAUGGGUCUGAUUGAUCAUUUUGCUAUGUUCAAUGCAGUAAACAUUCUAGAACGAUGACAUUUAUUCCUCCUAUUUUAUCUAUUGAAUAGUAAUGUUAUCUUUGUUGCAUCUUAUCACUUUAAAAUGAAAAUGCCACCCCAUAUUUAUCAAUAGUGAAGCUGUGAG
Molecule: messenger RNA, 2338 nt
Organism: Cryptomeria japonica (Japanese cedar)
Lineage: Eukaryota; Viridiplantae; Streptophyta; Pinopsida; Cupressales; Cupressaceae
Product: probable disease resistance protein At4g33300
Exons: 5
Coding region: 30-2024 (664 amino acids)
Biological process (GO): defense response to fungus
Molecular function (GO): ADP binding
Source: RefSeq, a predicted model, not a curated record